UUGAUUGCAUCAAAAAACGAACGGCAAUGACUGAGGAUUCCAUGAAUAUGACAGUAAAGCUCGAUGGAGUUGGCGAGUCGCUUGAAUUUUCCGCAGUUUGGUUGAGGGACAAUUGUAGGUGCAAGGACUGCUAUAAUUACGCGACGAAACAACGAAGUAUUGACGUUACACUCCUUUCUCCAUUUUGCUUCGCCUGCCAUUAUUUCUUUGAAAAUGAGAAACUGCAUCUUACCUGGGGAGAUGGUCACAAAUCCACAUUCGACAUCGCUUUCUUGAGACAGUACAGUCAGUUGGAGCAAUGGCCACAACCCUUUCUUUGGAAGGGAGAGGAGGCAAAAUCAUUGGUAACCGCAAUCAGUCUUGGAAAAUUUAAUCAAUUAGAGGGUCAAGAGGAGGUGGCAAAUUCAAUUCUACGGAAUGGAUUGGCGAUAGUGUCAGGCGUUGAACCUACGCUAUCCGCGACGCAAAAUGUGAUCGAAAGGUUAGCGCCGAUUUACCAUACUCUUUUUGGAGGCAUGUGGGAAGUUGGCGACAGUUUAGAGCACCAUGAUACUGCGUAUACCAAGGCAGCGAUUGGACCGCACACAGACAAUACUUAUUUCCUCUAUCCUGCUGGGUUGCAGGUCUUCCACUGCUUGCGUCACGUCGGAGAGGGCGGAGAAACCACCUUGGUCGACGGUUUCCACGCGGCCAUGGAACUCAAGUCGACGGAUCCGCAAAGCUACGCGACCCUCGCAGGGACUCACGUGGAGGCCGAGUAUUUGGAGCCGGCCAAGCACCACCGGGCGACGGGUCCCAUCCUCCGACACCGCGCCGGUACCACCGAGCUGGAACAGAUCCGCUUCAACUGCUACGAUCGGUCGCCGCGACUCCCGGCAAACGCGAACGCCUUCUACUCGGCUCUUCGGAAGCUCGCGGCUAUUGUGCGCGGUGCCGACAACGAGUGGAAGUUCAAACUCGAGCCGGGGAACGUGGUGUUCAUCAACAACUGGCGUGUACUCCAUGGCCGGGCCUCUUUCUCCGGCACCAGGAAUAUGGUCGGCGCCUAUGUCUCUAUGGGCGAGUUUUUAUCCAGAGCUAGAGUGUUGAAGCUCAUACGAUAACCUAUAGGGCUCUUGAAAAUUCUGAACAAAUGGAGAGACCAGAAACAAGAGACUCUCCACGAGCCUCUUGGCGACAGGUAGAAGCUUUUACCUAUGGGGAUUCAACACUUCCUUAUGGACAAUUAUUGGACGUAUUUCUAUCAAACAAAACUAUGUGCUGCUGAGAGAUAUGGGGUGUGCUCUAGGAAGCUGGACCCGCCGCUUAACUCAUGAGCCCUGUCCACAAGGCUCUAGAUACCCCACGGCUCAUGGGUGCCGCACUUAGUUGGCUCACAGUUGCGUUUGCUGAAUUGGAGAAGCGGGAUUUCACGUUCUGUCAAACGGAACUAUGUGCACAGUGUAUGAGCCGUGGACAUGUAUCUAGAGCGUUGAGGACAAGCCAUGAGUUAAGCGGCGGGUGGAAGAGGCGCGACGACGGCUUCGUCACUGGCGCUUUAUAUUUCCCAUUCAUUCUUAUGGCCGGAGCACUGAUGAGCGCACUCCAUCUUUCCCCCUGCACAUAGUUCUGUUCGGUAGAAAUACGUCCAAUUAUCGGAGAAGAUAUGACAGAAGAUCUAAUCUGCUAAAAUACGUGUGUUCAAAUGCCGUAAGAUGACGUCACUAUAGGCGUUGCAUUUCCUCACAUUUAAAUAUAUUUUUAUACUAUUUCCCAAAUCAGAAAAAAAUUAUAAAAAAUACUGUGAGUUCCGCUCUUUAAACACUUUCAGAUGAAGCAAUACAAAAUUUGCACGCAAA
Bemisia tabaci is the source of this 1838-nucleotide messenger RNA. RefSeq names its product trimethyllysine dioxygenase, mitochondrial. Lineage: Eukaryota; Metazoa; Arthropoda; Insecta; Hemiptera; Aleyrodidae. Gene Ontology annotation, molecular function: trimethyllysine dioxygenase activity; iron ion binding. Gene Ontology annotation, cellular component: mitochondrion. The record is from RefSeq and is a predicted model, not a curated record. Gene Ontology annotation, biological process: carnitine biosynthetic process.